Molecule: messenger RNA, 460 nt
Organism: Jaculus jaculus (lesser Egyptian jerboa)
Lineage: Eukaryota; Metazoa; Chordata; Mammalia; Rodentia; Dipodidae
Product: protein kish-A-like
Exons: 1
Coding region: 29-247 (72 amino acids)
Biological process (GO): intracellular transport; protein secretion
Source: RefSeq, a predicted model, not a curated record
AUGUGGCUGGGGCUCGGCCGGCGUUACUAUGUCUGCCAUUUUCAAUUUCCAGAGUCUGCUGACCGUCAUCUUGCUGCUUAUAUGUAUCUGUGCUUACAUCCGGUCCUUGGCACCCAGCAUCUUGGACAGAAAUAAGACUGGAUUGUUGGGGAUAUUUUGGAAAUGUGCCAGAACUGGUGAACGAAAAAGUCCAUAUGUCGCAGUGAGCUGUGUAGUGAUGGCCUUCAGCAUCCUUUACAUGCAGUAGCCUGGAAAAAGUAACACUUGAAUUUCCAUCAUAUUUCACUAUAAACAAGGACUUGCCUUCAGAAAUACUGGGAAGAAUGGUUAACCCUUUUAUCUCUGCACAUGGGAUGAGAUAACUUUCCAGAUGCUGUUCUCUAUUUUCAUGUUAUUGGACCAAUAAUCUGUAUAAAUAGUUAAGAUGCAACCAUUUAAUACAGAGUUUGAGAGCCUGUAA